AUGAUAGAGAAAUGGAAGGAUAACCCACUCUUUCGACUACUUGCUUUUCUGGAUGUCGUUGGCCUUCAGCGUUUUUCCCACGCAAAUGACUUAAAAAGUGACGGCACCUUCAUAAACCCCGAUCGGACGGUUGGUGCCGGGACUGUGAUGCACAACAUCCUGCGCAGCGGCCUCCACGCAUUACGCGCCAACAUCACACGUCUCUUCGCUGAUGAAAAGGAGCGGGAGCAGUUGCUUCUAUUGGUGGGGGAUCCCAAUGAAACUCCCACCGUAUUUGGUGAAGGGGUUCUAAAGCCUCCGUCACUGCAGGAAUUUGACGAAGUUGUUGACAGCGCUUUACCGGUGUGGGCUCGGUUGCGUUUGCAGGAGGCCGUCGCACUCAACACGGAUGGCAACGAAAAGGUUAGCAGCGGCAGUGUGAAAAUAUCCGAGCAGUUUCUUAUCGACGCCAUCGAUGGAUGGAUGAAUGGCAGAAGCCAUAAAGAAAAUGACGCCCUCGUGGUGGCGUGCGGUGUUAAACCUGAGGUGCUGGAGGCGGCACGCGGUAGGGCUGCUGAGCUCCCCAAUGCAGUAGAGGAUUUCAUCAUCGAUGUUGUUUUUCCACCUUCAUAUGGUAAUGAAGCAAAAGAGAGUGACAUGGUGGAUUGGCUCAUAGCUUCAUAUGAGCAGUGCUGCGAGGCAGUCAACGCUGAAGAAGAAGAGGAUACUGAGAGAGAUCAAGAAAAUGAAAACAACGAGGAGGUACUGCUAACAAGCGAGAACGUCGCUACGUUUAUGCUUGAAAAUCCAUCUGUCAUCCCCAAAGCGAUCGUGCGGGAAUUACGGCGGAAGUUGUACGAUCCGGAAAUUACCGAGUUCGAACUGCGAAACCACUACCUCGCGUCUGAACUUGUUGCGUUCGCCAAGGGAGAGUUGGGUCUUAAGAAGGGGCUGAACAGGACGAAUUGCGUCAAGGCAAUUUUGGAACACCAUAGCACAUCUAAGAAAAAAACAUCUCCAAAGAAAACUGGACCGCAGAAAAGAGGAAGGGCCAAACGGUAA
This is a messenger RNA of Trypanosoma brucei brucei TREU927, 1041 nucleotides long. RefSeq lists its product as hypothetical. The transcript has a single exon. Lineage: Eukaryota; Euglenozoa; Kinetoplastea; Trypanosomatida; Trypanosomatidae. Bases 1 to 1041 code for a protein of 346 amino acids. The record is from RefSeq and is a predicted model, not a curated record.